Molecule: messenger RNA, 774 nt
Organism: Cimex lectularius (bed bug)
Lineage: Eukaryota; Metazoa; Arthropoda; Insecta; Hemiptera; Cimicidae
Product: COMM domain-containing protein 2-like
Exons: 5
Coding region: 140-736 (198 amino acids)
Source: RefSeq, a predicted model, not a curated record
CCGUGAAAACCUGACAAUAAACUCCCUGAAAUAUUUUGAUAAAGGCGAUAAGGCCGAAAGACAGAAUAUAUCCAGUUUUGUUUUAUUUUCCUUUGUAAAUUGUAAUUGACCACCAGCCCGAUUUUCUGAAAUUGUCGAUAUGCUCAGAUUGAGCGACCUUAACAAAAAGCAUCUGAGCUAUUUGAUCGGACAGGAUGAGACCGUCGUGAAGGAUUUUUGCCGCCUAGCCUGGGACUACUUAGCUAAAGGAGUCAAUGCAAAGUUAUACGCAACAGCUGCACAAAAACUGGAAAUCAGCCCGCAAGACCUUCAACAUGUAGUAGAGGCUCUGGUCAAUCUACUGUCAGAAUCCUGCAAACUCAAGCUUUCUAUUCCAAAGCUGAAAUCAAAUCUCUUGGAGCUGGGAUUCAACAGCAAGCAGGUUGACAUCAUCUGCACUUAUUACACAACUAAGAGGGCCGAUAUCAACAAUGUCCUGCUCGCAGCAUCCGUACAACUCCCUAUGUACAAAGAUCUCGAAUGGAGGACACAAGUCCAGCUCGCCUCAAGAGCAUUACCGGAACAGCUCGAGCCAAGUAUCCUCAUGAAACUAAAACUCGACAAUGCGAAAGAAGACUCAUUGAUACUCCAGACCGAUCCUGGAAACCUUGUACAUAUCACUAAAGUUCUGCAGGAUGCUUUGAACCAAGCAUCAGACAAUCACACAUCUAGAGUCCAAAGAAGAUAUAAAACAUAAAUUGUCAUUAUUUUUUAUAAUUAAAUAUUUUAUUAAUA